Messenger RNA from Eimeria acervulina, 2292 nucleotides. RefSeq names its product splicing factor 3B subunit 2, putative. Gene Ontology annotation, biological process: mRNA splicing, via spliceosome. The record is from RefSeq and is a predicted model, not a curated record. Bases 1 to 2292 code for a protein of 763 amino acids. Gene Ontology annotation, cellular component: U2 snRNP; catalytic step 2 spliceosome; precatalytic spliceosome. NCBI's taxonomy places the organism in Eukaryota, Apicomplexa, Conoidasida, Eucoccidiorida, Eimeriidae. The transcript has 9 exons.
AUGGCGCCACCUCUCGCCGCCACCGUCGGCGGGUCGUCUCCCAGCGAGGGGGGUGAGGGGAAUGGAGAGGCAGCAGCAGGGGCAGCAGCAGCAGCAGCAACAACAGCAGCAGCUGGAGGAGCAGCAGCAGCAGCAGCAACAGCAGCAGUACCCAAUGGAAAGAGUAUGCUGCACGACCUGUGGAAGAAGAACGGGGCCAAGGCGAAGCGAGUAGUGAAGCUGCUGCGGCGGAAGCGUCAGAAGCAGCAGAAGCGUCAGCAGCAGCAGCAGCAGCAGGACGAGCAGCAGGAGCAGCAGCAGCAGCAGGGGGGAUCAGCUGAGCUAACUAAGGAGGAGCUUCUUGCUGCUGUUCCUCUUCGCAGCAAACAGCGCGACCUGCUGCUCCCAGUGGGUCGCAAUAAAAAACUUAAAAAGAAGCUCGAGGCUUUGUUAGGAGUUACAGCAGAAGAGGCAGAGACAGAGAGUGAAGAAGAAGAAGACAAAGAAGAUGAAGAAGAAGCAGAAGCAGACAGCGACCAGGAAGACCUCUUGCAAGACGGAGCAGCAGCAGCAGACAAGCAGCAGCAGCAGCAGCAAGAGGAUAUUGAAGUUAUUUUCUUACCCCCAAAAGAAGCAGAAGGAGCAGACGGACUUGUCGCGCAAUUAGCAGAAUCAUUUAAUGAUGUCUUUGAGAAAUUCGGCGCAAAUCUUAGGCCGGAAGAACAGGAAGAAGAAGACGAAGAAGAAGAAGAAGAAGAUUUAUGCGGUCGCGGAGAAGUAAUGGGUUUAGAAGAAGAAGACUCAGACGAGGAAGCAGCAGGCAGCAGCAGCAGCAGCAGCAGCAGCAGCAAGAAGGGUACAGCAGGAGGCGGAGCAAAGGUUCCUCGAGGUCAGCUGCGUCGCAUGCAACGCCCCACAGUGUGCAGCUUAAAGCAGCAUACAGCCCGACCCGAUAGGAUCGAAGUCUGGGAUACGACGGGAUCCGAUCCCUUCUUCCUAGCCUUCUUGAAAGGCCUUAGGAACGUCGUCUCCGUGCCUCAGCACUGGUCUCAGAAGCGAAGAUAUCUUCAGUGGAAGCGAGGCUUUGAAAAGCCUCCUUUUAAGCUGCCUCCGCACAUCGAAGCAACGAAGAUCUCUGAAGUGCGAUCGGCGUUGGUUGAGGCUGAGAAGCAAAAGACGAUGAGACAAAGAAUGAGAGAGAAAGUGCGGCCGAAGGCGAACAGAUUGACUAUAGAUUACCAGGUUCUUCACGACUGUUUUUUUAAACAUGCGGUGAAGCCUCCUUUGACGAAGUUAGGCGAUCUGUAUUACGAAGGUAAAGAGUUUCAGCAGGCCAAGAGGAACAUAAAACCGGGUGUAUUGUACGGGCCUCCCCCAGCCUAUCCUCGGUUGCGUCUCCCGGGUUUAAAUGCACCUAUACCUGCGGGGUGUAGCUACGGCUAUCAGCCAGGAGGCUGGGGUCGACCCCCUGUAGAUGAAGGCGGCAGACUUUUGUUUCGAUUAGAUGAAGAGACAGAUGAAGCUGAAGAGACAGCUGAACUGCAGCAAGAUGCACCAGAUGCAGCAAAUGAUGUCUUGUGGGGAGAGCUGCCUCCUGAUGCCGAUGCACCACAGGAAGAAGAAGAAGAACAAGGAUUGUGUUUGCGUCUGUGUGCCUCUCUCUGUCUUUUUGUUGCUUCAGAGGGAGAAGCAGCUGCAGGGGAGGGAGCGCAGCUGUCUGCAGAUACACCGUUUGCUGCAGGUGCGGCAAGUGUGGGUUUGAGCAGCAUAGGUUUAUCAUCGCCUGCUUCAGUGUCUCUGAUGCAGCAGAAGGGCGGCUCUUCAUCUGUCUCUUCAUCGUCGAAAGCUUAUACUGUAUUGACACCCCAGGAGACAACAGUGCAGCAAGGGCAGCUAUUUGGUGUGAAGCAUACGUACCGAAUUCCUGCUGCUGCUCUUUCAAGACAGCAGCAGCAGCAGCAGCAGCAACCGGGAUCUGGCCUUGCUUCGGGUGUACAGACACCUGCAGGUGUCUCCACCCCACGCCUCCUCAGCGGUAGAGCCUCCCCCUUCAUUCCUGGUGUUGCAUCUCCUUUUGUCGGUUCUGCUGCUGCUGCUAGCGGUGCAAGCACGCCUCUUGUUGCUGCUGCUAGAGCAGGAGCAGCAACUCCGAUCGGCGUUACUGUCUCUCUUAACCCAAAUGAAAUGGAACAAGAAGGUGCAUUUACAGCAGAUGUUAUUAGGCAGCAGCUGCGGCAGCACGAAGAAGCAGCAGCAAGAGCAAAAGCAGCAGCAGGACAGAUAGACCCUGCAGAUCACGUCUCGCUAGGUUGA